CAAUUGGAUAAUGAAAAUCACUUGUCACAAGUUCAUAACCCACAAGAAUGAAGUUGGGUUUUGUUCCAAACACCCUCCCUUCCUCCUUCUCCUUAACUUCCCUAAUUUUCAAACUUCCCAUCUCAUUUCCCUUCUCUCACCCCAAAACUACUUCUUCAGGAAGAAAGAGCUUAGUUUUUCGUGUGCAAAACAUUGACCAUAGAAUUGAACCAAUUCCUAGUCAUUUGAUGGCUUCAGAAAAUGAAUUCUCAGAACUCAACAGAAAUCUUUACCCGCAAAUAGAACCCUACAGUACAGGAUUUUUGAAGGUUUCAGAUCUUCACACAAUUUACUGGGAGCAAUCAGGAAACCCCAGUGGCCAUCCUGUUGUGUUCAUUCAUGGUGGUCCUGGAGGGGGAACUUCUCCAAGCAAUCGGAAAUUUUUUGAUCCUGACUUUUACCGAAUUGUUCUAUUUGAUCAGCGAAGUGCAGGGAAAAGCACACCACAUGCUUGCUUAGAGCAAAACACCACAUGGGACCUCAUUGAUGACAUUGAAAAGCUAAGAGAACACUUGGAGAUUCCAGAAUGGCAGGUAUUUGGUGGAUCAUGGGGAAGCACACUUGCCCUUGCAUACAGCCAAUCUCACCCGGACAAGGUUACUGGCAUGAUCCUCAGGGGGAUUUUCCUUUUAAGGAAGAAAGAAAUUGAUUGGUUUUACGAGGGAGGCGCUGCUGCUAUAUUCCCUGAUGCUUGGGAGCCAUUUAGAGAUCUUAUUCCAGAGAGUGAGAGAGGAUGCUUUGUUGAUGCCUAUAACAAGAGAUUAAACUCUGAUGAUAUCAAAACUCAGUAUGCAGCUGCUAGAGCGUGGACCAAAUGGGAAAUGAUGACUGCUCAUCUUCUUCCAAAUGAAGAGAAUAUAAAAAAAGGGGAUGACGAUUACUUUUCGCUGGCAUUUGCAAGGAUUGAAAACCACUAUUUUGUAAACAAGGGAUUCUUCCCCUCUGAUUCAUUCCUGUUGGACAGAAUUGAUAAAAUAAGGCAUAUAAACACCACAAUCGUUCAGGGAAGAUAUGAUGUUUGCUGUCCUAUGAUGUCAGCCUGGGAUCUUCAUAAAGCUUGGCCAGAGGCAGAUUUUAGGGUGGUUCCUGAUGCAGGGCAUUCAGCCAAUGAACCAGGCAUAACUGCUGAACUAGUGGCUGCAAAUGAGAAAUUGAAAAACAUAAUCAAGAACAAAGGGGACUGAAGUGAGUGGACAGGCAAACAGGAACAAAGGCUGCAGUUUGGAGACCGACUAAUCAAAUGGUGCAACAUUCAUCUACAAGCAAAAUACUGCAAUGUCCAUGUAUUUAAAAACACUAGCAUACCGUGAACUCAAAGAUUGUCUUCAUCAUUGUCUUAAUAAAAACACUAGAAUAAUGGAAAUGAUCAUUGUUGCACAAAAAUCA
Molecule: messenger RNA, 1425 nt
Organism: Glycine soja
Lineage: Eukaryota; Viridiplantae; Streptophyta; Magnoliopsida; Fabales; Fabaceae
Product: proline iminopeptidase
Exons: 11
Coding region: 48-1223 (391 amino acids)
Biological process (GO): proteolysis
Cellular component (GO): cytoplasm
Molecular function (GO): aminopeptidase activity
Source: RefSeq, a predicted model, not a curated record